Oppiella nova is the source of this 708-nucleotide messenger RNA. The record is from the annotation of a GenBank genome assembly. Lineage: Eukaryota; Metazoa; Arthropoda; Arachnida; Sarcoptiformes; Oppiidae.
AUGCAAUCGCUGGUCUUCAAACUUGCGCAGUCGAAGCUGAAGCUCAAGAAACCUACACGUGUCUUCGUUAAGCAAAGCGGCCAGGAACUAAUAGAUGAGAAAGACUGGAAGGACAACAUCAGGAAUGAUGCCGUUCUUCUUGUGUCUAUAGGCGAGGAAUUCGUGGGUGUUAAGAAGGAGAUGAUAAUACAUGAAGAUAUAAACCCAAGCUGCCCGGUCGAGGUACUUGCUUCAAAUGCACCGAUCGAGUCGCUCUCCGUGGCGCAACUCACUACUACUGCUCACACCCUUCCCGGAAUCAUCCAUGCAGUAGGCCAGCCUGAUCUUCACCCAGGUACAAAGUUUCCCAUCGGUGCUGUCUUUGCUUCAAAAAAAUGGAUACACCCACCACUUAUCGGCGGAGACAUUGGCUGUGGUAUGGCAUGGUUUCAACUCAGCCUAUCUAGAAGCCAAGUUGAUGGCGACAAAGGCAAGAAGGUAGCCGAGAAACUACGUGGACUCGAGGGUCCGUGGCGCACAAAAGAGCUUAGGGAACUAUGGCUACAAGACAAGGAUGGUAGUUGCUCUGCAGGUGAACAAUGGGACAGCUCGCUGGGCACGAUCGGCGCCGGAAACCACUUCGCGGAGAUCCAAGUAGUCGAAAACUCUGCGAGCGACCUCGACAACGGACUUCGAGAAGACGAUGUAGUGCUAUUGGUGCAUUCCGGC